Aspergillus affinis is the source of this 1077-nucleotide messenger RNA. Its product is annotated as Ldh family oxidoreductase. Lineage: Eukaryota; Fungi; Ascomycota; Eurotiomycetes; Eurotiales; Aspergillaceae. Bases 1 to 1077 code for a protein of 358 amino acids. The record is from RefSeq and is a predicted model, not a curated record. The transcript has a single exon. Gene Ontology annotation, molecular function: oxidoreductase activity.
AUGGAAAACUCUACCCCGCCAAAGCAUUAUGUCUCUGCCCCCUCAGCACAGAAAUUCAUCCAUUCUAUCCUUGUCGGCAACGGCGUGCCUGCCGACAAUGCCGCCAUCAUCGCCGACUGCCUGAUCCAAGCCGACCUUCGCGGCGUCGACACCCACGGCAGCAAUCGCAUCCCGUCGUACAUGGAGCGUAUUCGCCAGGGGGUGCUGGACCCCGGUGCCCAACCCACCCUAGCGCAGGUUACGCCAGUGGUGGCGCAGGUUGACGCGCACAACGGGUUCGGCUUUGUGGCCGCGCAGAAAGGGAUGGCGCGCGCGAUCGAGAUGGCGCAGGAAUUCGGUAUCGGGUUCGUCUCUGUCAAGCACUCGAAUCAUUUCGGCAUGUCCGCCUGGGUUGUGCAGCAGGCCCUCGAUGCCGGUAUGAUGAGUUUAGUGUUUACCAACUCAUCCCCCGCGCUACCAGUUUGGGGCGGCCGGGAGAAGCUGAUGGGUGUUUCACCGAUUGCGUGCGGUGCGCCAGCCGGUAAAGAAAGACCGUUUAUCCUAGAUAUGGCGCCGUCAGUGGCCGCUAGGGGGAAGAUCUAUAAGGCCGCGAGACGCGAGGAGAAAAUCCCCGGAGACUGGGCCCUCGAUGGGGAAGGGAGACCCACAGAUGAUCCGAACCGCGCGCUGGAGGGCGUCAUGUUGCCGAUGGGCGGACCGAAGGGGUCGGCGCUGUCGGUCAUGAUGGAUGUAUUCUCGGGCGUCUUGUCAGGCUCCGCUUUCGCCGGCCAUGUGACGAAUCCUUACGAUCCGUCGAGGGCCGCCGACGUGGGGCAUUUUUUGGUGGCCAUCAAGCCGGAUCUGUUUAUGGGGUUGGAGGAGUUCAAGAAACGUAUGGACUAUCUGUACCAGCGGGUCGUGGGGUCAAAGAAGAUGGCAGGCGUGGACAGGAUUUACUACCCUGGGGAGAUUGAGCAGAUUAUGCACGAGGAGAGGGCGAAGACAGGAAUUCCCUAUGUUCAGGCCGAGUUGAAUGCGUUGAAUAAAGAGGCAGAUGAGAUUAAUGUAGGUCAUCUUGAGGUGUCCGAGGUGAGGUGA